AUGGCCCUGGGCCAGGCGGUGGCUGGGCUGCUGCUGCUGGCGGCCGCCGGCCUCGGAGGCGCGGCGAAGGGGCCCGAGCUCGCCUUCAGCGAGGAUGUGCUGGGUGUGUUCGGCGCGAAUCGGAGCCUGUCGGCGGCGCAGCUCGGGUGCCUGCUGGAGCAGCUGGGAGCCGCCCCCCGAGAGGGCGCCCCGGAACUCGGCCAACUGCACUUCAACCAGUGCUUAUCUGCUGAAGAGAUCUUUUCCCUUCAUGGCUUUUCAAAUGCUACCCAAAUAACCAGCUCAAACUUCUCUGUGAUCUGUCCAGCAAUCUUACAGCAAUUGAACUUUCACCCUUGUGAGGAUCAGUCCAAACCCAAAACAAAACCAAGUCUUUCAGAAGUUUGGGGAUAUGGAUUCCUGUCAGUGACAAUUAUUAAUCUGGCAUCUCUACUUGGACUGAUUUUGACUCCGUUGAUAAACAAAUCUUAUUUCCCAAAGAUUUUGACCUAUUUUGUGGGGCUGGCUAUUGGGACUCUUUUUUCAAAUGCAAUUUUCCAACUUAUUCCAGAGGCAUUUGGAUUUGAUCCCAAAGUCGACAACUAUAUUGAGAAGGCAGUUGCUGUGUUUGGUGGAUUUUACUUAUUUUUCUUUUUUGAAAGAAUGCUUAAGAUGUUAUUAAAGACAUAUGGUCAGAAUGAUCAUACCCACUUUGGAAAUGGUGACUUUGGUUCUCAAGAAAAAACUCAUCAACCUAAAGCAUUACCUGCCAUCAAUGGUGUGACAUGCUAUGCCAAUCCUGCUGUCACAGAGCCUAAUGGACACAUCCAUUUUGAUAAUGUCACUGUAGUAUCUCUACAGGAUGGAAAAAGGGACUCAAGUUCAUGUACCUGUUUGAAGGGGCCCAAACUGUCAGAAAUAGGGACAAUUGCCUGGAUGAUAACUGUCAGCCAUGCCCUCCACAAUUUCAUCGAUGGCCUAGCAAUUGGGGCUUCCUGCACCUUGUCUCUUCUUCAGGAACUCAGUACUUCUGUAGCAAUCCUGUGUGAGGAGUUUCCUCAUGAGUUAGGAGAUUUUGUGAUCCUACUGAAUGCAGGGAUGAGCACUCAACAAGCCUUGCUAUUCAACUUCCUUUCUGCGUGUUCCUGCUAUAUUGGGCUAGCUUUUGGCAUUUUGGUGGGCAACAGUUUUGCUCCAAAUAUUAUAUUUGCACUUGCUGGAGGCAUGUUUCUCUAUAUUUCUCUGGCAGAUGUGUUUCCAGAGAUGAAUGAUAUGUUGAGAGAAAAGGUAACUGGAAGAAAAACCGAUUUCACCUUCUUCAUGAUUCAGAACGCUGGAAUGCUAACUGGGUUCACAGCCAUUCUGCUCAUUACCUUGUAUGCAGGAGAAAUUGAAUUGGGGUGACAGGAAAUGGAAGAUGGUGCUGUUAAUGAAGGCAUUUAAUAAAUAAAAACAUCUCCAAAGGGAUUUUAAAGCCGAUCUUAUUUAGUUAAAAGAUAAUUUUGUUUUCAACUGUAGGUCAGGAAAACUAAUUAUUGAUUUCAGAUUUGUGAAAUAGGCCAUUAUUUGUUGUUAAAAAUAUUUUUGGUUUCAGUCUGAAAUGCCUGGUAUAGGGUGUCUUUGGUGUGAAUACCCAUUUUUCAAUGUUUCAUGCAUAUUAGAAAAUCAUCACAAAGCAAAAG
Molecule: messenger RNA, 1661 nt
Organism: Cynocephalus volans (Philippine flying lemur)
Lineage: Eukaryota; Metazoa; Chordata; Mammalia; Dermoptera; Cynocephalidae
Product: metal cation symporter ZIP8-like
Exons: 1
Coding region: 1-1383 (460 amino acids)
Biological process (GO): intracellular monoatomic cation homeostasis; zinc ion import across plasma membrane
Cellular component (GO): plasma membrane
Molecular function (GO): monoatomic cation:bicarbonate symporter activity; zinc ion transmembrane transporter activity
Source: RefSeq, a predicted model, not a curated record